Messenger RNA from Beauveria bassiana ARSEF 2860, 366 nucleotides. RefSeq lists its product as uncharacterized. Lineage: Eukaryota; Fungi; Ascomycota; Sordariomycetes; Hypocreales; Cordycipitaceae. The coding region runs from base 1 to 366 and encodes 121 amino acids. The transcript has a single exon. The record is from RefSeq and is a predicted model, not a curated record.
AUGGUCGCACUCUCCCAAAUCGCUACCGGCCUCGUGGCAGCCGAGCACGUCUACAUUCUCGUGCUGGAAAUGUUUCUCUGGACGACGCCUCGUGGUCUCAGGACGUUCAAGCUCGACAGAGAGUUUGCGGAAAAGAGCAAGGCGCUCGCCGCCAAUCAAGGGCUCUACAACGGUUUCCUGGCGGCCGGCUUGACCUGGAGCCUGCUACACCCAUCGCCGGGUUUUGCGCAUCAGCUGCAGCUGUUUUUCUUGUCCACUGUCGUGAUCGCUGGUGCGUACGGCGGCGCGACGGCGACGAGGAAGAUCUGGACGGUACAAAUGUUGCCAGGCAUAGUGUCUUUCGCGCUGACGUACUUUGGGCUAUGA